Molecule: messenger RNA, 819 nt
Organism: Pestalotiopsis fici W106-1
Lineage: Eukaryota; Fungi; Ascomycota; Sordariomycetes; Amphisphaeriales; Sporocadaceae
Exons: 1
Coding region: 1-819 (272 amino acids)
Source: RefSeq, a predicted model, not a curated record
AUGGCAUCAUCGUCUGCGAAGUCUCCGUCGCUACUCACGGUCACGGGUAAAUCCACCCGACACGUCAAUCUCUUGUUGAUAAACCCAAACUCGACUCAAUCCAUGACAGAUUCAUGCUUGAAAAGCAUUGAAUCCACGUUGCCUCAGCAUGUCACAGUCUACGGCUUUACCUGUCCAGAACCCGGCCCUUCGGCUGUGGAAGGCAAGGUAGACGCCGUCAUUUCGGCGGCAGACUCGUUCAGGGCACUCCACCCUCUCCUGCGGGCCGAUCCCAAGCGCUUCGACGGCUUUUUAGUCGCCUGCUUCUCGGCGCACCCUCUAAUCGCCAUGCUGCGCGAAGAGUACGAGCAGCCCGUCAUGGGCAUCAUGGAGGCCGCGCUGUACGCGAGUCGCAUGUGCGGCGAGAGCGUGGGCAUCGUCACCACGAGCGAGCGGUCCGCCGUCAUGCACGCGCGGUCAACGGUCGAGUACGGCUUUGCGAACUACUCGGUGGGGUGCGAGACGGGCCACGUCUCGGUCUUGGAGCUCGAGUCGCUGCCUCGGGACGUGGUUUACGCGGGCCUCGGUGCGGCGGCCCAGAGGCUGGUGGACAAGGGCGCCGACUGCAUUUGCUUGGGGUGCGCCGGCAUGACGGGGAUGCGUGAGGCAGUGAGCAGCGCUGUCGGCAUGGAUGAGAGGAAGGCCAUGGUGGUUGAUGGAGUCGCAAUAGGGAUUCACUUUCUUACGGCCUUAGCUCAAGAGUCUCUGGGGACACCCAAGAGUGGUGUGUAUCGGAGCUCGGCGGCGGGGCGAGCAAGACGCGGCCAGCAAUGGCUGUGA